Molecule: messenger RNA, 1803 nt
Organism: Peronospora matthiolae
Lineage: Eukaryota; Oomycota; Peronosporomycetes; Peronosporales; Peronosporaceae
Source: the annotation of a GenBank genome assembly
AUGCGAGAUAACAAGUUAUAUACAAACUUGAAGAAGUGUGUAUUCUGUGCACCGGAGAUUCCGGUGCUGGGCUGCUACGUGAGUAAAUCGGGUGUUCGAGCCGAUCCAGAGAAGGUGUCGUCAAUCUGUUCUUGGCCCACACCCAAGAGCCCUACGGAGUUACGUCAAUGGCUCGGUCUAGCUAAUUACUUGCAUAAGUACACAAAGGAUUACGCCGGUUCUAUACAGCCCCUGUCGUCACUUCUGAAGAAAGACGCCACGUGGUCGUGGCGUCCCGAACAUCAAGCAGCCUUUGACGCAGUGAAGAAGAGCCUGGCGUCGGCGCCAGUGUUGAUACUCCCUGACGACACCAAGCCGUUUCACGUGGUGUGUGAUGCAAGUGACUUUGCAAUUGGUUGCGCCCUCAUGCAGUUCGAUCAUGAGGGCCGUGAACGAGUCGUGAGCUACCAGUCACGCCAGAUGAAGCCGGCAGAGAAGAACUUUUCGGUUCACGAUAAGGAACUGCUAGCGAUGCGCUAUGCACUCAUCAAGUUUCGUGUCCACCUACUGGGCGAACGCACGUUCGCCCUGUAUACUGAUCACGCAUCGCUGCGAACAGCAAUGAAGAGCCCACACCUGUCACAGCGGAUGGCACGGUGGCUCUCUUUCUUCUCUGAGUACAACUUCGUCGUGCACUACAAGCCAGGCAAGACCGACAUUCUUGCUGACGCACUGUCACGACGCCCAGAUUACGAUCCUCGUAUGGCACUGAGUCGUCAGGCAACUGAAGACGAAGAUGAAGACGAUCGAUGUGCGACGUGUGUGUCGUUGAAUCUAACUCGGGUCACACCCGAGUUAUGCCUUUUCGAUGAAAUUGUCGCGGCUUACGCGAACGACCCGGAUUACGCGGACAUUAUCGCCUAUCUGCGCGCUCCCAGUGAGGCUGCACUGGGAACUCUUUCGCGAACGAAGCGUGAUCACAUUCAACGAUACAGUAUGGACGGUGAUUUGCUGUUAUAUAGCAUCGACAAAUUCGAUGCACCUCGAACGGUGAUUGCGAAUGACUUGGAUUUGCGUGCUCGUUUCAUCCACGAGUACCAUGAUGCCCCAAUUGGCGGUCAUCUGGGCCGCGAAAAGACAUUCGCGGCUGUCUCGCGUGACUUCUUCUGGUCCCACAUGUACAAAUGGGUUCGCAACUGGGUUCGCACCUGCGAAAUAUGUCAGCGCGUGAAGCCAUCUCCAUCGUCGCAGGCAUCCCUGCGACCCCUGCCAAUUGCAGCUGAGGCUUGGAGCUCAGUCUCAAUGGAUUUUAUCUUAGGGCUUGCACCAGAUGGCCAAGACCGAACGGGUAUUCUGGUCUUUGUCGACAGAUUCAGCAAGAUGACACAUCUGGUGCCUGUUCAUGCAACGAUCACCGCGGCUGAGACCGCGGUGCACUUCAUUGACACUGUGUUUCGCCAUCACGGUCUACCAGACAACAUUGUCUCGGACCGUGAUCCUCGUUUUACAUCUGCUUUUUGGACGUCAUUGUUCGAGUUGCUUGGCACAAAGCUGCAAAUGUCGACAGCAGCCCAUCCGGAAACGGAUGGGCAAACAGAGCGAGUGAAUCGGGUCCUCGAAGAUGUUCUUCGAAGUUACGAACCGUCCUUUACAAGUUGGAGUGCGUUUUUGCCACUCGCCAAGUUUGCACUAAACAACGCGGUUCACGCGUCAACGGAAUUGACGCCAUUUUUUGCAAAUUCGGCCCGUCAUCCUCGUGUACCUACUCUUCUUGCCGUGGGUCAGCCCACGGCUCUUCGUGGCUCCACUCUGGCGGGGGGGUGA